Molecule: messenger RNA, 717 nt
Organism: Rotaria sp. Silwood1
Lineage: Eukaryota; Metazoa; Rotifera; Eurotatoria; Philodinida; Philodinidae
Source: the annotation of a GenBank genome assembly
AUGUUAAUGGCGACCAGUGGCUUUUUUACUUAUUAUGAUCUCUAUGGUGGUAAACCUGAAAACUAUCAUUAUCAAGAUAAUUCGCGAUUCUUGACAUCCAGAAUAGUGACUACAACACAUUCUAUUGCAUUAGUUCCAUCAACAACAAUACAAUCAAGUAAUAAAUUAUAUAAACUCGUAGAAUUUGUUCCAUUUGCUUAUGUACAUUGGUUUCUUAUUGGACUUGCUAUUAUAUUAACGUUAUUAUUAAUCAUUAUUUUUAUUUAUUAUUGUCGUAGCUAUUGUAUAAAAAAUAAUAAAUCGCAAAAUGAAGAAAAACAACCAUUACCAACUUUUUAUCGAUAUCGAGCAGCUAAUCGAUCUUUUCAUACAUAUAAUAUUUAUGAAACAGCAACGCCACGUCCUUUUCCAUCUCCUACACGUUCAUGUCCAUUAAAUUCAAAAACACGUCCUAACAAUGAUCAACUCCUUCGACAAGAUCUCGAUAUUAUUGGUUCUCCACCAAUCCCAUCUAAUAAUGUAAAUCAGACAAGACGAUCGAGUACAUUCACAGAUACAGCAUCAGAUUUACUCAUCGAAAUAAAAAAUCGAUUGAGUACUCGUUCGUCUGAAAUUUCAUUCAAAACCGACCGAUUAUGUGAAAUACCAGUGAAACAUACAAACAUCCCAUUAACUGUUGAAUUUAAAAAUGAUUCAUUACUUAUUGAUAUGAACUGA